Messenger RNA from Thyridium curvatum, 6114 nucleotides. RefSeq lists its product as uncharacterized. Gene Ontology annotation, cellular component: nuclear pore. The coding region runs from base 1 to 6114 and encodes 2037 amino acids. Gene Ontology annotation, biological process: protein import into nucleus; mRNA export from nucleus. NCBI's taxonomy places the organism in Eukaryota, Fungi, Ascomycota, Sordariomycetes, Thyridiales, Thyridiaceae. The record is from RefSeq and is a predicted model, not a curated record. The transcript is spliced from 3 exons. Gene Ontology annotation, molecular function: structural constituent of nuclear pore.
AUGGCGGCUGCCGUGGACGUCCCUUACCUGGCGACGCACCUUGGUGUGUCGCAAGACUCUUUGACGACCGUCGCGACCGCUCCGACCGCCGACCUCGUCCAGGCGAUCCUGGAAGCUGUCGCUACCAAGGCACAUGAAUACGACACUCUCUACUCAGAGAAGCUUCAGGUUGACAUCGAGCUCGAGAAUGUGGUGCGCAGCUCCGAGGCGCGCUGCCAGACCUUCAAGGUCACAGCCGACAACGCCCUGAAGGAAGUCGAAGAAGCGCGUAGAAAGCUUCAAGCUGAAGAAACUGCGCGACAGGCAAUCGAGAACGAGCUUCAAACUCUGAAGUCGUCCACUACUACUUCUAUCUCCGAGAUUGACACUUUGCGCGCUCGAAUUACUUCCCUUGAGACCUCGAACCGAGAGACGCUUGCCAUUCUCGACUCCAAGAACGCCGCAAACGCCGAGCUGUCAGAAGAGCUUCAAAAGCAGCAUCAGAAGAACCUCACGCUCAACCAGAAGCUCACUUCCCUGCAGCAGGAAGUUCAAGCUGCCCAGUCGACAGCCAACAGCGCGAAAUUCCGCGAGUCCUCCCUCCAGCAAGAACUCGAAUUUGCCAAGAGAAAUGCCGACUGGCUCGAGAACGAACUGAAGACCAAGAGCAAUGACGCUCUCAAAUACCGCAAAGAGAAAGGCGCGCGGAUUGCCGAACUUCAACGUCUGAACGAAGAGGCCAAUUCGACUAUUGACUCACUCACCCGAAGCGAGCAGCAGCUUCGCUCAAGACUUGAGGAUGCUCAGAGAAAGGCGGACGAGGCGCUCUCCAAGGUCCAGCAGCUUCAGGAGGCCGCUGCCAGGAGCGAGGAGGGCUUUAGAGCCGAGAUCGAGUCCUCGAGGCGUUUGGUCGAGCUGAAGGAGCAGCAGACCGAGACACAUCGCAACAGACUCAGAGAGGUCGAGCUGAGACUCGAACAGGUCAAAGAUGAGGCUGCGGAGGAAAUUCGGCGGAUACGGCAAGAUCUUGAGAGCGUCCAAACUGCUCUUGCCAAAUCUGAAGAGGAUGUCCAACAGCUGCAGGCCGAAAAAGACCAGCUUGCUUCACGACCUCCACCCGACUCUGCGCCCCAAACGCCUUUGCGCAACGGAUCUCAGCUACGAGCUGCCUCGCCUUUCGCCACACCAGGUUCAAUAGUGCGCGGACUGGGGAAGUCCUCCAUCACUGCCACCCAGGCCAUGGAUGAGUUGUAUCGGGUCAAGACCGAAUUGAACACCGAGCGACGCCGGACGCAACAACUGUCACAAGAGCUGGACGAGAUGAUGACAGCGUUGGAGGCCAAGGGACCGGAAAUCGACGAUCUCCAGCAAGAGGCUGAGCGGCUGCGAAAUGAGAACAUCCAGAUGACUCGCAUCGCCGAUGAGAGUUAUCAGGAGCGCGAUAUCGCCAAGAAGGCGGCGAGGAAGGCUGAGGCGGCCAAUAAUACCGCUCAGGCCGAAAUCAAGAUACUCCGCGCUCAGUUGAGAGACCUCAGCACGCAGAUUCAGCUACUCGUUUUCAACCUUCAAGCGCAGGAGAAGGGCUUCGACCAGCUCACGGAGGACGAGCUUCGCCAAUUCGAACGCCUACAGAAGGGCCAGGUUGCCGAAAACUCGCUUGAUGACAUGUCUGACGCCCAGCAAUUCAUUUCGGAGAAGUUCAUCGCGUUCAAGAACGUGUAUGAACUCCAACAGCAGAACGAGGAGCUCACCAAGGUUGUGCGCGAGAUGGUCAGCAAGAUGGAGAGCGAAGAAGAGUUGGCCAAACAGCAACAGGCCGCCAGUGAUCACGAGGAGCUCGAGAAGCUCCGAGAGACUGUGGUUAAGCUCCAGGAAGAGUCUCAGUCUGUCAAUCUCCGACUCAAGAGUUAUAUGACUGAACGAGACAUGUUCCGUCGCCUCUUGCAACAGAAAGCUAGCGCUGCUGAGAUCAAUUCCGUUCUGGGUAACUCCAUGGACGGCAGUCACAGGGAGGUGCUUGCUAGCAUUGAGCAAACCUCGAAUGUCGACGAAGGCGAUCUUACCAUCGCACUGAGGGAGCUGCAGAACAACUUCGACGCCUACCGCCAAGAACAGGGCGUGGAUCGUCAGACCUUGCGGGAGCAGGCCGACAAGCUCUCGGCAGAGAAGAACUCGCUUCAUGCUGAGAUUGCGAGAUUGAACAGCCAACUACAACUUGCCACCGAGCGUUUUGAGAUGCUGCACUCCAACUUUACAGCCCUGCAGACCGAGAACAAAGAACUGCAGAAGCGAAAUCAGCAGCUUUCCGAGUCUGCCGCCAAACAGGAUAUCCGCACUCAGCAGGUGGCUGAGGACCUCGUCGAGGUCCGCGGCCAGGUGGAGAGCUUGCGAAGCGAGAAUGCAAACCUCAAGGCAGAGAAGACGCUCUGGAAGGGCAUUCAGGAACGCCUCAAUUCAGACAACGAGGGUCUGGCGCAGGAGAAGGCACGUCUCAAUCAGCUGCUCACUGAUAUGCAAAAUAUCCAAAACCAGCGUGAGCUUGAUGAUGCGGAGAGUAGGCGACGAUUGCAAGCUCAGGUCGAUCAUCUGGAGGCGGAGCUCAACACAACAAAGCGAAAGUUAUCCGAGGAGACUGAAGAAGCCAAGAAACUUCAACUUCGAAAAGAGUAUGAGGCGCAGCAAGCACAGAAGCGCAUUGAUGACCUCAUGGCCAGCAUCAGCCAGAGUAAGGAGGAACUCAUUGCGACCAAGACCAGCCGGGAUCAUCUCCAGGCACGUGUCAAUGAGCUCACGAUUGAGCUCAGAAGCGCCGAAGAGCGCACGCAGCGUCUGCAGCCACGGCCGACACCCAGGGCACCAGUCGCACAAGACACUGCCGAUGACAACGACUCAGAGGCUCGCAUCCAGGAACUCGAGGAGGAAGUAUCUGAGCUCAAGCGUGACCUUGAUAUUGCCAAAUCUCGACUGGAGGCCGCAGAUGCGCAGGUCGAGUCCUUCAAGCAACUUGCCACGGCUGCCGAAGAGGAUCUCAACAACCUCAAUGAGUCCUACGCCUCUUACCAGGAGGAGAUGGACUCGAGCGUGAGCACUCGAGAUGCCAAGAUCAAGGAGUUGGAGCAGAGAGUCGAGGCAAUCUCAACGGAGCUCACCAACACCAACAAAGAGCUUUCCACCGUCCGCGAUUCCCAAGCCGACGUGUCUAGAAGAUACGAGGACGAGAAGAAAAUCCUCGAAGCCGAGAUCGCACGUCUCAAGGACGAGGAAGAGAAGUUCAAGGAAUCUGCCAAAUGGCACCAGUCCGACCUUCGCGAACAAGCCGACAUUGCUGCCAAGGCCCAGAAAGCUUACGAGGACGAGCUUCUCAAGUAUGCCGCUGUUGUCACACAGCUGCGGGAGCUGCGCGACGAGUACAACUCGUUCAGGACCGAGGCAGCAACCUGGAAGUCGGAGGCAGAAUCUGCCAAGGUUAUGCUCGCCCAAGGAGAGAACUCAUGGGAAGAGCGUCGACAACAACUUGAGCAAGAAAUCUCUGAGCUGAAGACGCGAAGAGAGGAUGCAAACGCACAGAACAAGCUGCUUCAUCAACAGCUCGAGAGCGUUACGGCACAGAUCGCGACGCUCCAGCAGAGCCGCGCCUCGCUCGGCGAUAUCGGUCCGGGCACUCCAUCCACUGCGGCUGACACUGCAACGGAGGGCCUGCGUGAGCUUAACAACUACCUGAGACGCGAGAAGGAGAUCCUCGAAGUUCAAUACGAUCUCAAGACCCAGGAGGCCAAGAGGCUGCAGCAGCAGCUCGAGUACACCAAGUCUCAGCUUGACGAAGCUUCCCUCAAACUUGAACAGGAGCGUCGGCAACAAGCCGAUAGCAGCCGUGCAUCGCUGACGCAUCAAGAGUUGAUGAACAAGCUGAACGAACUGAACCUCAUCCGCGAGAGCAACGUCACUCUUCGAAACGAGACUCAGCAGGCCCAAGCUCAGCUGGUGCAAAAGACGGCUAAGAUCGAGGAGCUGGAGAGCAGGAUACAGCCUCUGGAUGCGCGGAUCUCAGAGCUCGAGAACCAGAAGACCUUUGUCGAGGAAGAACUGAAACAAGUACAGGAGGACCGAGAUAGGUGGCAGAAGCGAACUGAAGGCAUCCUGUCCAAAUACGGCCAGAGCGACCCUGCCGAGACGGAGCAGCUCAAGUCCACAAUCGCCGACCUUGAGGCUGAGCGUGACUCGCUCAAACAGACUGAAGAGUCACUGAAGCAAAAGAUCCAAGAGCUGGAGACCAUCCUGGCAACUGAACGUAAUGGGUGGAAGGAGUCGCGAAGCAAGCUUGUUGACCAGGCCAAGACGAAAGCCCGAGAGCAAAAUGAGCGUAUCCGGGAGCUCACAGCGCAAAAGAAUGAGCUGCAAGAGCAACUCAAUUCUACCGCCGAAAAGCUCACCACGACUGAGAACGACCUCGAGACGGUUCGAGCCGAGGCCGGCGCCCUGCAGGAGCAAGUCAACUUUCAAACUCGGGAUUCAGUCGCGACGCCGCCUCCGGAGCCAGUUAUUCAACAGGCAGUCGAUGCCGCGGACAACGCAGAGUGGCAGCAGACCGUGGCCAAUCUGCGUGGCGAGCUUGAGACGGUCUCGGCGCAGAAAGCGGGGAUGGAGGUUGAGCUUGAGAAUCUACGCUCGCAACUGGCAACGGCUAUUGCCGAGCGCGACCAGGCACUUCGAGAUGCUCAAGCAGCCGCCCAGUCGCAACAGCAGUCUUCCAGCGGUCCGGAUACAGCGAUGCAAAACGGCACGGACGUUCCUCAGGCUGCGGGAGCAACAUCUGGUUUGAGCGAGGAAGAGCGAAAGCAGCUGGAAGACAAGAUCGCGGCGGCAGAGGCAAAGGCUGCCGAGUUUGAGGAGAAAGCGAAGCAGAUCGAGGACAAGAUGGAGACUACUCUAAAGGAGAGGUCCAACAAGAUGAAGGAUGCCCUCAACAAGAGAUUGAAGGAGUCGAAGGAGCAGCAAACUCAGGAACUGGAGGAGACCAAGACCAAGCUCCAGGAAGAGUACAACCUUCGACUCGAGCAGGAGAAGAAGAUCUGGGCUGCCGAGAACGCAUCUGCAGCUGUCGAUCAAAAGCCCGUGCCUGCCACGCCCUCCAAGCAGGCGGACGUCCCGCAGACACCAGUCACCGGCACACCAAGUACUGCCGACCUGGCCAGCCUCAGCGAUGCAGAGACUCGUGACUUGCUAGCGAGCAACGCGACCAUCAAGAGUAUUGUUACCAACAAUGUCAAGAAGAAGGUCGAGAUCGAAACCAAGAGGAUUCAGGAGGAAGUUGAGCAGACUCUCAAGUCCGACUACGACGGAAGACUCAAAGAGGCGCGCGAACAGGGCCAGCUCAUGGCAGAGAAAAAGGCCUCUCUCCGAAUCAACAUGGCCGAGAAUAAGUUCAAGUCCGCCAAUGCGAAGAUCGAGGUUGUUCAGACCGCUGCCGAGUCAACCCCCCAGAGGCCUGUUGGUGAGGUCUGGGCAAUCGCCAAGGUCGCGAAGCCCGCCCCUGCUACGCCGGCUGCUGCCAAACAAGCACCGCCUUCAACUGGCACUGCUGCUUCUUCUGCAGCUCCCACUCCAACUACCGGCAGCAAUGCUGGCGCCAACAAGGCGCAGCCAACACCGACGGGUCUACCCCAGGCGCCGGCGCCUGCUCCUGCCACAAACAACCCCUUCACUGCUCAGGCGUCUAACAAUCAAGCUCCUGCUGGGGCAAACCCCUUCACUGCCAACCAGCAGCCACAACCGGGCACUCAGCAGAGCCAGCCCCAGCAGCAGAACCAGCCCCAGCAGCAGAACCAGCCCGGCGGCGGUCCGGCUCGGAGCGGUAUCCCUGUUCCUGGUGGAAGUGGCAUCCCCGUUCCUGGUGGCGGUAGAGGCGCUGCGGGCCGUGGUGGUCCCCCUAGAGGAGGGCUUUACCAGGCCGGUCCUCGCGGUGCAGCUGCUGCUGCGCGCGGCCGUGGACAAAAUCGCAAUGUCAGCGGAGGCGGUCCCCUAAACCCCAACGCAGACAACUUUGCUCCAGGUAACAAGCGGCCUCGAAACGACUCGGAAGCCGGCGCUGGAAACACCAAGCGGCCUCGGGGCGGGGGCGGCCCUGGCGCUCACUAG